CAGCAGAGGAGAGGCAUAUCUUCCAGCUCGUGGGCAUCGCACCUCACCUCGCCAUGGACAGCAGGAGUAGGAGAGCGCGUGGAAUUUUGGCUCAAGUGGCUCUGAUACUUUUCAGUGCAUCUGGGACGACAGGAGCAGAGGCGUGUCACAGCUCUCUGAUUUCCAAUCUGCCUCCCUCGUCGUUCAGAAGCUCCUCACAGCUCUCCAGCAGCCACAGUCCUGGUUUCGCCAAGUUGAACCGGAGAGACGGAGCUGGGGGUUGGUCACCUCUGACCUCGGAUGGUUACCAGUGGUUGGAGGUCGACCUGGGUGAACGUAGGAAAAUCACUGCUAUCGCCACACAGGGUCGCUAUGGCAGCUCUGACUGGCAGACAGCAUACCAGUUAAUGCUGAGCGACGUCGGACACAACUGGAAACAAUAUCGACACGAGGACAGCAUCGGGGUGUUUCCAGGGAACACGAAUGCGGACAGUGUCGUUCUGCACAAUCUCCGCCAUCCGGUGAUCGCUCGCUAUGUCAGGCUUAUCCCCCUGGACUGGAAUGCUAAUGGACGAAUCGGACUUCGCAUGGAAGCAUACGGAUGUUCUUACAACUCUGAUGUGGUGAGCUUCGAUGGGCGUAGCGGGCUUUUGUACGACAUCAGUUCCAGUAUGAGGCAGAUGGACCGGAGAAGCAUCUCCUUCAACUUUAAAACCUUCAGGAAUUCUGGGAUUCUCCUUCACGCUACACACAGAAGCCAGAGGAGCCUGGUGCUGGAGUUAGAGGGAGGGAAGCUCCACCUUAUCCUUCAGAAAGACAGCUCAUCUCCAGAGAGCCAGCACCGUGUGACCCUGGGCAGCCUGCUCGAUGACCAACACUGGCAUCACGUCGCCGUGGAGCAUCACGCUACUCACCUCAAUUUCUCUGUGGACAAAAGCAUACUGUGGGUGCAGGUCGCACCAAAAGUCCCACACUGGGAGUACGACAAGAUGAGUGUAGGAGUGGACCAAGACCUCAGAUUUCAGAAGAAAAACUUGUAUGGGUGUUUGGAAAAUCUUGUUUACAACGGUCUGAACCUAGUGGACUUUGUGAAACAGAGAGACCAGCGUGUUGCCGUGAAGGGAAAUGUGAGCUUUUCCUGCAGCGAGCCUGUGUUGGUUGCCAUGACGUUCAAUGGUCCCCAGAGCUUCUUGUGGUUGCCAGCAGCAAAAGAAAAGCCAACUUCGGGCUUCUCUGCGCGGCUUCAGUUUCGGACUUGGAACAAAGCUGGGCUGCUGCUGAGCUUUCAAAUGUGGGAUGAUGGAGGAACGGUGUGGCUGUUUCUGAACGAGACUUCGCUUCAUCUGCAGACCCAGAAGAGCGGCCACACACUGCUGGAGCUCACUUUGGGUUCGGCUCUGAAUGACGGCCAGUGGCACUCUGUGGAAUUGAGCAGCGGUCGAGGACGCUGGAUUCUGAGGCUGGACGAGGAGGAGGAAGCCCACAGUAACUCCCCAGGGUUAGUCAGAGCACAGGGACGACUGUAUUUUGGAGGUUGUCCUCCAGAACAAAACCAGGAGUGUGAAAAUCCCUUCAAGACCUUCCAGGGCUGCAUGCGUCUGCUGAAGGUGGACGACCAGCUGGUGGACUUGAUCAAGGUGCAGCAAAGGCUGCUGGGAAACUACAGCCAGCUGCAGAUUGACAUGUGUGGCUUCAUUGACCGAUGUUCCCCGAGUCACUGUGAACACGGCGGCACCUGCAGUCAGUCAUGGAGCGACUUCUACUGCAACUGCUCCAACAGCGGCUACAGCGGCGCAACGUGCCACAGCGCCAUAUUUGAGCAGUCCUGCGAGGCAUACAAACACAGAGGAAACAGGUCGGGGUAUUAUUACAUUGACGUGGAUGGCAGUGGACCCAUCAGCCCACAGCUCCUCUACUGCAACAUGACAGAGGACAAAACGUGGAUUGUGAUCCGCCACAAUAACACAGCGUUGACCACGGUUCCGUCAUCGAUGAGCAGAACACAAUUUUCUGCUCACUUUCAAUACGAGUCCAACGAGGAGCUGCUGGAGGCCGUCAUCAGCCGCUCGGAACACUGCGAACAGGAACUGGCUUACCACUGCUGGAAGUCCCGCCUCUUCAAAACGCAAGACGGUUUGUCCACCAGCUGGUGGGUCGGAGGUCCGGGAAGAGGACGCAAACAGGCACAUUGGGCCGGUGCACCACCUGGCAACCAACAGUGUGCUUGUGGCGUCCAGAAGAACUGCGUUGACCCGAAACGUCCAUGCAACUGUGAUGCUGAUCACGAUGAGUGGACAGAUGACUCAGGUCUGCUGACUCAUAAGGAGAUCCUCCCAGUUCGGUCACUGGUGCUGAGUAAUGUCCAGAGGCCUGACUCAGAAAGAGCUUUCAGGGUGGGACCCCUUCGUUGCCAUGGAGACAAGAAUCUGUGGAAUGCUGCUUUUUUUGAUAAGGAGACAUCAUAUCUGCACUUUCCCACCUUCCACGGAGAGCUGAGCGCAGACAUUUCCUUCCUGUUUAAGACCUCAUCAUCCUCUGGUAUUUUCCUCGAAAACCUUGGAAUCAAAGACUUCAUUCGGAUCGAACUCAGCUCCUCCAGUGAGGUGGUCCUCUCUUUCGACGUGGGCAACGGGCCUCUGGAGGUUCACGUGGACGCUGGCGUGCCGCUCAACGACAACCGGUGGCAUCGAAUCCAAGCAGAACGGAACGUUAAAGAGGCAUCUCUUCAGCUGGAUGACCUGCCUGCUGUGACACAGAAGGCUCCGGCGGACGGCCACAUUCACCUGCAGCUCAACAGUCAGUUGUUCAUAGGCGGCACUGCAUCCAGACAGAAAGGUUUUCGUGGUUGCAUCCGCUCUCUGAAGUUAAACGGCGUCACCCUGGACCUGGAGGAGCGGGCCAACAUCACGCCCGGGGUUCAAGCUGGGUGUCCUGGUCACUGCAGCAGCUACGGCGCUCUCUGCCAGAACCAAGGUCUGUGUGUGGAGAGAUCCACCAGCUUCUCCUGCGACUGCCGCUCCUCUGCUUACACUGGAGCUUUCUGCGACAGAGAAGUCUCUGCCACGUUCAAACCAGAAACAUCCAUAAGCUACUUAUUCAAACAGCAGAAGCUGCACAAGAACGUCAAUGGAUUCCCGUCCUCCAUCUACAGCGACGUCAACAUGAGAGGAGAAAACUUCUCGCUGAGCUUCAGGACCAGUCGGACCCCAGCUAUGCUCUUCUAUGUGGACUCUUUCAGCACAGAGUAUCUGGCUCUGCUCCUAGACAAGCAUGACAAUUUGGAGUUGUGGUACAGACUGGACGGCAGCAGGAAGGCGGAGAGACUCAGAAGCAGAGUGGCGAGCCUUGCAAACGGAGAGCUGCACAGUGUUGCUGUCAGCAGACUGGCAGAGACUGUUUACCUGCAGGUCGAUGAGAAUCCCACCGAGCACUUGAAUCUGACCUCUGAUGUAGAAUUCAACGCCUUGAAGUCGCUAGUUCUCGGCAGAUUGCCAGAAUCGAAGGAUCUGGAUCCAGACCUGGCUGGUGCUGUCUCUCUGGGCUUCAGCGGCUGCCUGUCUGCUGUCCUCUUUAACUCCAUCAGCCCUCUGAAAGCAGCGCUGCUCCACUCCAACAUCAGCCCGGUGGUUAUCAGCGGACCGCUGGCGCAGUCCACUUGUGGCUCCACUUCAAUCAAUCCCCACCCGGCUGAAACCAGAGACCACUUAUCAGGUCAGUCGGGGUCAGUGGAAGCAGGUCAGCCUUUGGUCAAGACCAUCAGGAGUGAUUCUGCUCUCAUUGGGGGACUUAUCGCAGUGGUUAUCUUCCUGAUCGCGUCGGUCUCAGUCAUAUUGGCCCGGUUUUUCUACAGAAGAAAAGGGACAUGCGAGAGCCGGGAGGUGAAAUCGCUGAACGCCGAGGAUGCCUCGGAGAAGACCAACACACACAGCACCCUGACAGAGAACCAGAGGGAAUACUUCAUUUGACUCGACAUCUUUCCUUUUCAGCGAACAAACAAAAGUCCUGAUGAUGAUUUUGGAACUGUAAAUAACACGUGGGAGGAAACCUUGUAAAUAUUAAUGAUGUAAAUGAUGAAAAACCUUUUGACUUGGAAAGAACUUUUUUUAAUUGAAACAACAUGAGCAAAGCCUCUUACGCUUUGAUUGUUACUGGACUUUGUUCUCGGACACAGUUGGCAAAGCACCUGAUCUCCCUGUUAGAAAUCUGUCCACACUUGGCGUAACAAUGUGACACGUGAAUGAAUGACUGAGUACAGUAACUCUCACGUCGUUGAUUUCAAUAAAAAAGAAGCCACUGCUGCGACAACAAGCAGUUCCACUCAGCAUCAUGUUAAAUUCAUGCAUAACUGCGCCUUCAUUCCGGGUGACAGGGCCGCUCCUGGUUGUCACUGAACUCCUACAUGGAUGCUCCAGAAUGGGAUGUGCCGAGAUGUAGCAUGUGUCAUGUGUAAACACCUACCACCUACAAUA
Synchiropus splendidus (mandarinfish) is the source of this 4448-nucleotide messenger RNA. Its product is annotated as contactin-associated protein-like 4. Bases 54 to 3944 code for a protein of 1296 amino acids. Lineage: Eukaryota; Metazoa; Chordata; Actinopteri; Syngnathiformes; Callionymidae. The transcript has 24 exons. The record is from RefSeq and is a predicted model, not a curated record.